CAACUACCUUCCGGAGGGCGAUUUCCUUUCCGAAGAAGUCGACCAGACUUUGAUGCUCGGAGUUCCUCGAGAUUGAAGAGCAGCCGCGUUACCAGCAUUUGUCCAGCAUGGGCCUCUCACCGUUGCAAUCACGCUCUAAUACACGCUUUCGGCCUGAUCAUCUCGAUACUCUUCUGGCGAAAGGGAGUCACAAAAAAUCGCUAAUACUAAUCAACCGUAGCACACAGCGUCUCAUUGUUCCUACUCGACCAUCCAUGUGGACCUUUGAAGUCUGGAAUUCAUCAAAGUCAGCGCUUCAUCGAAACGAAAAGUCCCAGAGUACAUACAAUUUGCAUACAGUAUGCUCGCCGUCAAGCACGGGGACGUACUUCAUAAUGAACUUCGAGAGCGGAUUACGCAAAAUUCGGUCCGCUUCACUCAUAACAAACUACUACUGCCCUCUUCAUCGUGGACCGGCUGAAGACUCCAUAUUGUUCAAUAACCUUCGCCAUGAUUCAUUCCUCGGUUUAUCCCGACAGAACUCUAAGAAGACCAUACUUUCCGGAUUGCCCCGGCUACUGGUGGGGUCACGAAAUUACGAAUGA
Messenger RNA from Guyanagaster necrorhizus, 584 nucleotides. RefSeq lists its product as uncharacterized. The transcript has 3 exons. The record is from RefSeq and is a predicted model, not a curated record. NCBI's taxonomy places the organism in Eukaryota, Fungi, Basidiomycota, Agaricomycetes, Agaricales, Physalacriaceae. Bases 108 to 584 code for a protein of 158 amino acids.